Molecule: messenger RNA, 5655 nt
Organism: Epinephelus fuscoguttatus (brown-marbled grouper)
Lineage: Eukaryota; Metazoa; Chordata; Actinopteri; Perciformes; Serranidae
Product: Transmembrane protein 263-B-like
Exons: 4
Coding region: 256-663 (135 amino acids)
Source: RefSeq, a predicted model, not a curated record
GACAGCAGCACCACUGGGAGGAGACGACCCAACAUCUGCAAGUAAAGAGGAAACAAGAAAUGGCUGAUGUUAUACCAGAAGAUACAAGAAAUCUAAGGAGAUGCAGCGACAAGGAAACAUGGAAACAACACAGAAAUGAAAGGACAAACGCGAAAGAGAACUGGUGUCACACCUGGAGCAGGUUGACAGCAAAACAACAGAAGCAGGAGCGCUAAAAGCAUAAACCGAGGAAACGUUUUGAAAGCAGCUAACGGGAUGGAGGUGCUGACUUCACAGCAGGAGGUGGAGGAGGUGAGCUCAAUUCCUGUUGACUUCAACAACCACCAGAACUGUGAAGACAGAGAACAGGAGGAAGUCUCCCCCUGCCUUCAAGAGGAACAUGACACAGAUAAGGACCAUCCCAGGCCAGAGGGAGGAGUCAUGUGGAGAAUGGGCGGUGGCCUCUUCAGCAUGACACGAAAUGUUGUCGGUGCCACGCUGGGGGGCGUUGCAUGGGUGGGAACUAAAGGUUUUGAGCUCACCAAGACAGCUGUGACCAGUGUGCCGGCAGCCAGUGCAGGACUGGUCAAAGGGAGCGUCUCCAUGGUUACAGAGGGUGUCGGAGCAGUGGGAUCGGCGGUGGCAAGUAAAGUCACGCCAAGAAAGAAGGACAAAGCUGACUGAUGGACAGUGUGUGUUUGUGUGUGUAUGUGUGUAUGGGGCGUGGAAAGGGUCACAGAGGAUAAGACACACCAACCCUGGUGUGAUUAUUUACUAAAAGUCCUACAUGUGUGUAUUCAUGUGUGUCUGUGCGUAAUAAUUACACCUCAGACAUGCUAAACACACAUAUGCAUGUGUAUAUAUCAUCAUUAUGCAUGUGCACAUGUACAUGUGUGUGCAGCAGCUGCGCAACAUCUAAAAGGGCUGGUUGAAGGUGAGUUGAUCAGCUGGUGUAGUGAUCUUUUAAUACUCUCUCAUCCAGUCACAUCACUGGUAUCAUAGCUCUGCCAAUCACAAACGUGAUGACGAGUUCAGCAAAUGGAAAGCUUUAACUCAGGGACUGUCCGAAUGGUUUAGAGCGUCAUGACAUCGACACACAUCAGUACAAAUCUAAACCCACUGACUGACUGAGGAUGAUUACUGUAUAAUAACACUAGAAAUAAAAAAAUGAAGAAAUUGAUUUGGUGAAACGUUUAUAUGAUCAUAACAGACCAACAAUAUUUAAAAAAUAAUUCUAAUGUAUUUCACUUCAUACAUGGUCACAUAGUUCAGUAAUUAAAGUUACUCAGCAGGGUUUGCGCUGCAGUGUGCUUCAGGGAUAAAACAGAUGCUAUUUUUGCUUAAAAGAAAGUUUGAAAAGAUUUUAUGAUGAGCCCUGGUAACCCAACAUCUGCUUUAUAAAAAGCAGAAUAUCAACUUCUAAAUGAUUGGUUUGAUGUGUGUAGAGGUUUCUGUGGUUAUACUGAAACAGCCUGGUGUCAUUUUCAGUGAACGGCUGUGUGUAACGGCAGCGCGCUCCAGUGCAGUGCUUCUCAGAGGCCGUGGAUCCAUCAGCAUAUGGGUCCUGCUGCCUUCAGAUGUUGCAGAGUUCAUAAACUGAAGGAGAAGUUUGUCAUACAGUAUAAAGCAGCUGUGGACAGCAGAUAAUGUAAGAUUCACAUAGAUCAAUGCAGAGUGAUUUACUGACUUUCCUGCUUUAAUCACAUUAAAUGUUUUUUUCUGUGCUGAUUUUGGUUGGACAGAGUCACAUGCAAGCGUGUGUGCCUGUGCAGUCGCAGGAUGCACACACCUAAAUGUACAAAUGCACACCUGUAUGAUAGGAGUCCCGUGUGUGUCUGCAUGGCUGAGUUGUACUUAUCACACAGACGCACAUUCAUGGACAGACAUGGCACUUUUAGUAAAUAAUCAUGUGAGCAUAUGUGUGUGUGUCUCUGCCUCUGUUACCCUUUCCACCUCCAUUUUGUGUGUGUGUGUGUGUGUGUGUAUGUGUGCGUGCGUGCGUGCGUGCGUGCAUGCGUGUGAGUGUAUUGCAAACAAGAGCAAAAUACCUCGAAAGCUUUGGAUGGAUUUUUAUCACAGUUCUUCAGAUUGAAGCGGUGUAUUCACUCAUGCAGCUACAAAGAUAGAAAAGCAACUACAUGUCAGUCAUUGUCAGUGGAAAUCUGCUCCAGAAGGAGGCACGACUGUCAGUGGUGCAAAGGUGCAACACACAAGCAACAGUGGGGAGUUGGGAAAAGUUUAGUUUUAUAUAAAUGUCCUAUAUGGUGCAUGGGAGCAACACGUCAGGUUGUCACAGAAAACGAACAUGUCCCUGAAAACAGCUGUCCAGUCAGAACAGAAUAUGUAAAUUGUAAAGUGUGCUGAAGUGCAAACAUGUUUAAAAACUACAGAUUGACAACUACACGCUGUCUUUUUAAGAAUACUAAAACUAAAGAUAAUCAAUACUACAUUUUGAGAAAAAUGGGAAUGGGAAUAUGGGAGUAAGGUGUUAACUAAUCUGUCAACCAUUACAUUCCAUGUCAUUUUAAUGUCAACAACUGUUCUUGUAACCUUUGGAAAAAAAUGUCCCCCAGAAAGCAAAUGCUAAUGUUAUUAGCACAAGCCAAUAGCAUUUUACAUGGUAUAAAUUAGCCUAGUGGCUAGCGGAGAGUUACUCUACUCAUAUGAAGCCAGGAUGAAUCACACACAAGACUUAAAAUGCUAUUUUGUGGGGGCUUUAUUGUCAUAGUGUAGUGUGUAGGUUCUUUUUUGGGGAGGUGCACAUCAGGCUUCGCCAUAUGUUACAGUCUAGGCUCUGUGUUGACGCAGAGGUAGGUAGCACAUCAGUUUGAUGCAGAGGUAUAAAUCCCGUGUAAGAAACUUUGUCCCUAAUAAGAUUGUUUUUAUUUGAUAAUGAGCCAGAAAUUUCCAUCAUCUUCCACCUGGGACAUGUUCUGCCUUAGCCUAAACCAACACCAUCACACACCCCCAGAUUAUUUGCAAUAGACACAGUGGCUGCUUCAGAUAUGUCUCCUGACAGUACUUUUCUUACAUAUACUGUAAUGUUGUUGUUGUUUUACAAUUGUACUGUAUUUUCAUAUUUAGUGUUGUGAUUAUGUACAUUAAGUUAAUAUUAUUAUUAUUACUUUAUUAUUAUUGUUUUUUCCUUACAGUAUUUUCUCUGAUGUAUGUGUACAUUAGCAAUGCACGUCUUUACCAUUGUUCUCAGUACCAACGUAUAGGUUAACUGGAGCCCAUUUCACAACAUACAUGUGUUCCUGUUCUUACGUGUGAAUCAAAACUUUGGUAGAAUACCAUUUCUCAGAUGGUACAAUCACAUUGGUAUCAUUGCACAUCCAUUGUACACAUUUGUAAACCACAAUUCUUUGUAAAAUGUAUCAAAAAUUAUAAGAGGAUGUGAACACUGUUAAGUUUGUCGUCACCGUGAGAAUGCUGGCUUUACUGCUGUUGGAUCAGAUGGUCAAUGACUGUGAGUUUGGGUCUCCAGUUUAGCCUAUAGCAGUCGUGUAGCGGUAGUUGAUGAGAUGGGUGUAUUACUAGGUAGAUGGGUAGGUUACAGAGGAGGAAGUGGGUAUACCCUUCCAUAUAUUCCAGUAGCUCUUUGGCUGGUUGGUGGAUAUACUGUAAACAGCCAUAAAAAGAGGUGGGUAUACCCUGUAUACCUGCUUGUACCCUCUACUACACCACAGGCCUAAAGUUCUUGUGAUGUUCACCAUGAAACCUUCAGGGACACCUGUUCAGAAUUCAUAAGACACAGUGGCAUACAAAAGUUUGGGCACCCCUUGUCAAAAUUCUGUUAACUGUGAAUAGCUUAGCAAGUAAAAGAUUUCCAAGAGGCAAAAAGUUCAAGUUGACACAUUUCAUCAAUAUUUUAAACAAGAUUACAUUUGUGGUCAGUACUUAGUACUUAGCAGUACGUAGUAUCACAGCUUCUAAACACUUUGUGAAACCAGCUAAGAGUCUUUCAGUUCUUGUUUUGGGGGAUAUUCACCCAUUCUUCCUGCAAAAGUCUUCUAGUUCUGUGAGAUUUUUGGGCCGUCAUGCAUACACUGCUUUUUGAGGUCCAUCGACAGAUUUGUAAUGAUGUUUAGGUUAAUGAUGUUUAUCUGCCUUUCUAGCAAUCAUACAAGCUGCUCUCUCAGAACAUUUUCUUGGUCUUUUUUACAUUGUCUUAAUUACAUUACAAACUGAGGAAACAGCUACCUGAAAACACUUAGCUAUCUUCUUAUAACCUUCUCCUGCUUUGUGGGCAUCAGUUAUUUUAGUUUUCAGAGUGCUAGGCAGCUGUUUAGAGGAGCCCAUAGCUGCUGAUUGUUGGGACAAGGUUUCAGGAGUCAGAGUGUUUACAAAGCUUUGAAAUUUGCAUCACCUGGCCUUUCCUAAUGAUGACUGUGAACAAGUCAUAGCCCUAACAAGCUAAUUAAGGUCUGAGACCCUGGUAAAAGUUGUCUGAGAGCUCAAAUGUCUUGGGGUGCCCAAACUUUUGCAUGGUUAAAAUGGUGAAAAGCAUGUUUCAUCUUUAACUAAAUGCUUUUUGGAGAUCAGUUAGUCUUACACUCACUUAAAUAUUCACAGCAUAAGAAAUUUUGACUGCAGGUGCCCAAACCUAUGCAUGCCACUGUAAGAUCAUCUUUUUUGCUGCCCAGAUAGGAUUGUGGUCAAUGUUUUUAUUAUGCUGAAUGUGCUCAACUUUACAGCAAUAACACAGUUUAAAGUCAAUGUAACAUGUAAAUGUACCAAUGGAACAGGUUACUGUUAGACUGUCAGUAGCAGACCACUAGAUAUAUUUCUUUGGCAUGUGUGAACAUAUAAACAUAUAUUUGGAGUUAAAUGAAGCAUUUCUUGUAAGAAAGUUCCUAUUUCCCCUAUAAUUAGUAUGAGAAUUAAGAGAGUUCUUUCCAAAAAAAAUCACAGGAAACCACAGUUGCUGGAGUGUUUCUAGAGCUAAAGACAAUUGAACUUAUUAUUUGUUGCUGAUGUUGCUCUGUGUCCGCUGGGUGUUUGUUAACACAAGAGCCACAACAACUUGAUAAGCUUACAGAGUAUCAGCUUUAAUUCUGAAACUAUUGGUGCUUCUCAAAGUCAAGGAAGGAUCCUUAAAUUUCAAGGCGGCUACAUCAUCAAAUAUCAAUGUCAAGGAUCCUUCAAAUUUUACCGAGGACAGAGUCCUUCCUUAAGAGAAUUUUCAAAGAUGCAUGUGUGUAUCCUCAGCAGGCAUGAACUACCCACAAUUCCUUGCGGAUAAUUUGCCAGAAUUGAUGGCGGGGCCUCUUCAAGGAUGCACAUCUGGACACUCAAUAGCCUGUUCCAAUGUGUGUUCUUGCCUAGCCUCUACCAAGGAAGCAUCCUUGGUGUUGAGAAGCAUCAUUUGUUUUGGAGUCUCUCUGCCCCCUGUUGGUUAACAGAAAGAAAAAAAUUAUGAAGAAAGACGUAAUACAACUGCAAAAUGGUCUGUGACAUGAGGAAGAACUUUGCGCCCAUGUAGGUGACUAAUCUGUCCUUUAUGAUGUGAUGGUAUGAAGACUCUGUUUGCAUUUGUAUGAAUUUUGUAAUUAGCCUGUUGAUGUGAACCUACAUUUUUAUAAGUAAGAACAAAAUCCUAUAUUUGCUGCAUGCCUCAGAGUGGUGUUUGACACACACAGUAGGGUUUCAUGUUGCUUUUAGCCAGAAUUCCUU